Molecule: messenger RNA, 1742 nt
Organism: Episyrphus balteatus (marmalade hoverfly)
Lineage: Eukaryota; Metazoa; Arthropoda; Insecta; Diptera; Syrphidae
Gene: SmydA-3
Product: SET domain-containing protein SmydA-8
Exons: 4
Coding region: 179-1663 (494 amino acids)
Molecular function (GO): protein binding
Source: RefSeq, a predicted model, not a curated record
AUAUAUCUCGGAUAUCGUGCUCGACACACGACAAAGAGCGAGCUAUUGAACACUUUUUAUUCGUCGCAAUUAAUCACCUUGAUCGUUUGGCUUGAUCCUUUCGCGAUCGUUUCGUUCGUUCGUUUUAUUUUUAUUACCUACGCAAUAAUUGGUAAAAAAUAAUAAUUACGCAAAAAUUAUGAACAAAAUUCACGUGGAAGUCGAUGCCCAAUUCGGUCGGAUUAUCGUUCUCUCGGACGAUGUCAAAAAGGGUGAAGUUGUUGUCGACGAACUUCCAUUUGCUGUCGGUCCGAAACAGCAUAGUGGAAUAGUUUGCCUCGGAUGCUACAUGUAUUUGCAAUUUGACGAAGAUGGUGAUUCGAUUGAUCGAUGCGAGAAAUGCGAUUGGCCAUUAUGUGGUAUGUGUAUAGAAUCGGUGGAUCAUAAUUUGGAGUGUGAGGUUUUCCAGAAGGCAAAUGUAAAAUUUGCUGGCAAUGUGAGUGCAGAUGGCGUAUGCACUCAAUUGGAUUGCAUAACUCCUUUAAGAGUCCUAAUUAACAAGGAGCUCGAUCCAGAACGAUGGGAAAGAGAAGUAGCUCCAAUGGAAUAUCAUGAUCAGUCACGCCGUCAAAUGAAAGAUAUCUGGAAUGCCGAUCUUGUCAAUGUGGCUCAAUAUUUACGAGGACCAUGUAAAUUGGAGCGAUUCUCUGAGGAAUUAAUAAUGAGAGUUGUUGGUAUACUAGAAGUCAAUGCUUUUGAAGGUCGGACAACUCACGGUCAUACAAUCAGAUGUUUGUACCCUACGACUGGAAUACUAGCCCAUAACUGUGUACCAAAUACAGCUCGAAGUAUUUAUCCAAGUGAUCGAUUCCGAAUUCGUUUAAGAGCCAUGAAAGAUCUCAGAGCUGGUCAACAGCUUCACCAUUCAUACACCUUUACUCUCAACGGAACAGCAGCUCGACAAGAACAUAUUAGAAAUGGAAAGUUUUUCACUUGUCGAUGUGAAAGAUGCACUGAUCCUACGGAGCUUGGAACAUAUUUCAGCUCAUUCAAGUGCAUUACAUGCGAACUUGGUUUUCUUUCAACGAUUGAUCCAUUUGAUUCCACGGCUGAUUGGCGAUGCAACCACUGCAAGUUCACGACACCUGCUGAGGGCAUUCACACGAGCGUAUCCACCAUGCAAGCUGAAGUAGCCGAUGUCCAAGCAAUGGAUAUGAGUCCAGAACGUCUUCAAGAAUGCGAAGCUCUGCUCCGCAAAUAUCGCUUGAUCUUACAUCCAGCUCACUUCAUUCAAACAAGCCUUAGGCAAAGCCUUAUUGAAAUGUAUGGCCGGGUUCAUGGUUAUGAAAUGGUUGAGCUACCAGAUAUCUUGCUUGAACGGAAAGAGGAACUAUGUCGUCAAGUUUUAGGAGUUUUAAAUAUUUUUGAGCCUGGACUAAGUAGAGCACGAGCUAUGCUAUUAUACGAAUUGCAUGUGCCAUUGGUGCUUCUAGCCAAGAGUGGCUUUAUUGCGAAAGUCUUAAGUAUAACCAAUCUAAAGGAGAGAAUCCAAGAAGCUGUGAAUAUUCUUGAAGAAUGUGUAAGUAUACUAAAGUACGAAGACACUGCAUCGCAAGAAGGAAUGUUGGGAAGGGUAGCCAAUAAAGCAUUGGAAUCACUUAGGUUAAGUAUUGAAGGAAUGUAAAUUUAAAGUAUUAUAAUAUGCAAUAACAAGAACGGAUAAAAAAUAAAGAUUAAUUUGCAGAAUUAUCGGAAGAAGUUAA